Syzygium oleosum is the source of this 924-nucleotide messenger RNA. RefSeq lists its product as uncharacterized. Bases 1 to 924 code for a protein of 307 amino acids. Lineage: Eukaryota; Viridiplantae; Streptophyta; Magnoliopsida; Myrtales; Myrtaceae. Gene Ontology annotation, molecular function: zinc ion binding; nucleic acid binding. The transcript has a single exon. The record is from RefSeq and is a predicted model, not a curated record.
AUGGACAACGAAGUAGGCUGUGAUGAUUGUUUGGCAGCCUUGUGUAGAGAACUGGGCAACCUCUGGUCGGAAGACGAUAUAGUGUUAUUGACAGGCGAGAUCCCUGCAGAAAAACAAAUAGAAUGUGAGCUAAUGUUGUAUGGGAAGCUGAUUUCGAAACCAAACGUGAACUAUCAAGCUUUCCUAAGUACGAUGAAGAGAGCUUGGAAGACCGACAAGGUAGAGUGCGAGUUAAUUGAGCCGGGGUUCUUCUCUUUCUCGUUCAGUUCAAUUGAGGAAAAAAUGAGAGUUUUGGAAGCAGGACCAUGGUCUUUUUCCAGUAACUUACUUGUACUACUACAAGGUGACCCGGAUACUCUCGACCAUUGCUAUGAAUUCUCUCAUUGUGCCUUUUGGGUACACCUAGUAGGCAUCCCACGUGGGAGGAUAUCAAAUGAAGUGGCUCGGGAGGUUGCAGGGAAAAUUGGCAAUGUUCUAGAAGUGAAAUUUGAAUCUAAAGGAGGCAGCCCAAACAAGAGCUGCAAAGCAAGGGUCCAAAUGGACCUCUCCAACCCUUUGAAAGCGGGGACCAUUGUAGACCUGGAGUACAAAAAACUUUGGCUGGACUUUAGAUAUGAAAGACUUCCACACUUCUGCUAUACUUGCGGCCGUAUAGGGCAUUAUGCUACAUACUGCAAAGUGGUGCCAUUUGAGGAGUCGGGGCCAAUAAAAAAUACAAGGGGCAAAUUCGGACAAUGGUUGAGAGCGGAAGUACGCGAACCCAGCCCUUUUUGGAAGAUCUUUUACGGAAAGAAUAAUCCUAUGCCUGAAGAAGAUGUUAUUAUUCCGGAAACACCAAGGGAUCUAAUCCCUAGGGAGUUAGUGACGCCUAGAGCUAAGGAGAAGGAAGUAGCUGGGCUCGCUUGGGGACAAACCACAUGCUGA